This is a messenger RNA of Plasmodium malariae, 3642 nucleotides long. Its product is annotated as zinc finger protein, putative. The coding region runs from base 1 to 3642 and encodes 1213 amino acids. NCBI's taxonomy places the organism in Eukaryota, Apicomplexa, Aconoidasida, Haemosporida, Plasmodiidae. The record is from RefSeq and is a predicted model, not a curated record. The transcript has a single exon.
AUGAUUCAUGGUUCAGAAGAAAAUAUAAAAGGAAAUGCAGAAAUUAUAUCAGUUGAUGACAAAUCAGUAACUAAUGAAAACAAUUUUGAAAAAAAAAAUAUAAAUGACUGUGUAAUUAACGAAGAAAUCAUAAUCUCAGAUGAUUCCAAAAAUACGGAAUAUUCAUCCGUGCAAUCGGAUUAUGAAAAAGAAAUAUUAAAUGAGUUUUAUGAUUUAAAUGAAGGAAAAAAUGAAGAAGUUAUAAGUAUAAAUUCAAAUUUAAUGGGUAUACUUGAAGACAUUUGUUCACAGUCUUCAGAAGAAGACGAAGAAAAAGAAAAAGAAAAUUUGGAAGAAAAUGAAGAUCAAAUUUCUCAUUUAGGAAUAGAGACGGAACAUAAUUACAGUGGUGACAACAUCAGUAGCAGUCACACAGAUAUGAGUACUAAAGGUUAUAACACAAAUAAUGAUGCAAAUAAUGAUGCAAAUAAUGAUGCAAAUAAUGAUGCAAAUAAUGAUGCAAGUAAUAAUGCAAAUAAUGAUGCAAAUAAUGAUGCAAAUAAUGAUGCAAAUAUUAAUUAUAACAGUAAUAAUUAUAACAAUAAUAAUUAUAAUGAUGAUAAUAAUAAUAAGUGGAAUAACACAAGUUUGUAUAUUAACAGUAGCAGUAAUUGUGAUAAUAAUAAUAAUAAUGGCAGUGAUGAUAUAAAUGAUAGUAAGGAAGAUGAUGUUAUAUAUGUCAUAUGCAAUAUAUGUUCAGAUGUAAUGGACGAAUCAAUUUUUGAAGAUCAUUUAUAUGCCCACACACUAGAUUGCCAAUCAGAGAAUCAAGUAAAUGAUACAUAUAAAAACGAAAUGAAUUUAAAUAAUGACAUUUCUAAUAAUUCUGGAUCAAGCACAAACAUACAAAAUAUAUGUGAACAGAGGCGUCCCUUCAGUGAUGCACAUCGUGCACAUAAUAAUUCGGAUGUGAUGUUGUAUAAUAAUAUUAAUAAUAAUAUUAAUAAUAAUAUUAAUAAUAAUAUUAAUAAUAAUAUUAAUAAUAAUAUUAAUAAUAAUAUUAAUAAUAAUAACAAUAACAAUAAUAAUAAUAAUUAUAAUAAUAAUAAUAAUAAUAAUAAUAAUAAUAAUAAUAAUAACAAUAAUAACAAUAAUAAUAAUAAUAAUAAUAAUAGUAAUUAUAAUAAUAAUGAUGAUGACGAUGUAGAAGAAGAUAAUUUUUUUAAUAUGAUUUAUAACUACAAUUUAAAUCUUAAUAAUUUUAGAAGCAAUUCGUUAGUUAUUAAUAAAAAAGAAAAUAAUAUGGAAAUUUGUAGUUCCAUGCAAAGAAAUGAUAAUUUCCUAAAUACAUUACAAAAUACCACAAAUUCAAAAAAUACUAUUGAAACAAGCGCAACAAGAAAUGAGAUAAGAUACACUCCAUUGACUAAUAAUGAUGUUGAAAAUGUAAACAGGAAUGUAAUGAGAAAUAGAAGGAAUUUAUUUAAUAUAUCAGGGGAAAAAAGUUGUAUUGAUGAUACGUAUUUAUCUAUUAUAAGAGAAUCAAUUUCUACUAUUUUAUAUAACGGAGAUACCGCAUUAUCAGUAAGAUGUGAUACCAUGAACAGUAAUGUAGAUAAUAAUGAUAACAGUAAUAAUAAUCAAAAUGAAGGAAAAUAUAGUAGCAUUGUUAAUAAUAUAAAUACAAUGAUGAAUUGCAUACAGACUAGUGUAAAUAAGGUUAGAGAGAAAUCCAUGAGUACUAUUAAUAAUAUAAACAGAGACAUAGGCAAUUAUGUAAAUAGAAAUAUGAGCAGUGUAUUGAGGGAUAUAAAUGAAUUAACAAGGAAAAAUACAAUAAAUAAAAAUAUUAACUUUGUUGAUAAGGUAUUAUUGUAUAAAAAAUUAAAUAAAAUAUAUAAAAAUUUGCAUAAUAUAGAUAAAAAAAUUAAUACUGCAUUAGAAAAGUGUAUUCGUGAUUUAGGAAGUAACAACAGUAACAGUAGUAGUAAUCGUAAUAACAAUAGCAAUAAUAAUAAUAGCAGUAAUAACAACAACAAUAACAACAAUAACAACAAUAAUAAUAACAAUAAUAACAAUAAUAAUAACAGUUAUAACAGUAAUAAUAGUAAUAACAAUAGUAGUAGUGCUAGUAACAGUAGAAACUACUGUGGCAUUAAUAACGGCGGAAGUACUCAUAACAGAAGUGAUAACAGUAGUAGUUACGGCGAAUAUAGAAAUUGGAAUUAUAGGGAAAACAAUACAUUUAGGACUAGAGAAAAUAAUAGUUACAAUAUACAUAUACCAUCAGAUAACAUUAGUAGAACAACAGGUUCAAUGGCAUAUAACGGAAACUAUAAUUCUAGUUUUUAUAAUAACAACACUAUUUCACGUGAAAAUUUUUCCACAGCUUCAUCAGACAGAUCUACCUCAUAUUAUUCAACAAGACCUUAUGAACAAAAUGCUUGUAACAUAACAGGGAGUGUUAAUGAUGUAAAUUAUUUAUAUUCUAAUCUAGUUAAUAGAUAUCCUACAAUUUGUGAAAACGUUUCAUUUUCUCACUUCGACAAUAGCCCUAACAAUAUCUGGCCAUUAAGAAGAGUAACAAACAACACUGUUGGCACAAUCAAUAGUAGUAUAAGAAAUUCAAUGCAGAAUAGAGAAACAAAUAACUUAAAUAUGAAUAUUAAUAGUUUUAGCUAUUCCAACAUAAACAAUAAUGAUAGUGCUAGUAUUUUUUCAAGAAAUCAUGUGAGCAAUGUCUAUAAUAACGUAAAUAGAAGCAUUAGAUACAAUUUAAUUAAUAAUACAGUAACAGUUGAAACUUUUUACCCAGACGCAGAAAAUCAUUCGUUAUUUCUAGGAAAUAGAUACAAUGGAAACAGUAGAGUAGACAGGACGAAUAAUAAUAUUAUUAAUACCAAUACUAAUAUGAAUAAUAACAAUAUUACUACUCUUAAUAUAAAUGACAAUAAUAACGGAGUCACUAGUAUAAGUACGACUAGAAUUACUAAUGGGGGUAAUAAUAAUAGAACUGCACUUACUAUUAACAGAAAUAAUAACAGCGGUAGUAGUAGUAGUAGUAGUAAUGGUAGAAGCACCAUUUUAACUUCUAAUGGGGAAAACCGUAUUACAAGUACGCAUACUAUUAACAGAUGUAAUAAUACUACUAGAGUUAUAUCCAAUGGAAGAAUUAUUUCUAAUAGACGCAAUAACAAUGCAACAGCUAGUUAUAGCUAUGUAAGUAACAGUUCGAAUGGUGAUGAUUUUAAUAACAGCAACACAGAAAUAGUAUCGCAGAAUAUUUUAGGUGCAAAUUUAAUAUUUGAAGAAACAUUAACAAGCAACAACGAUAUUGCUAAUGGAAAUAUAAAUUCAUACAGAAGAGUAAACAAUAAUAAUUUUUUUAUCAAUGAAAUAGUAGAAGAGGAAAAUACAAAUGAGAAUUUAGGUACAUCUCCAAUGUUAGAGGAGAAUAAUGAUUAUUUAAUUGUUCAUUUUGAUAUAAAAAAAAAUAAGAAUAAUAACUUGAAAAUAUGUUCAAUUUGUUAUGAAAAUUAUCAACAUAAUGAACCGCUUAUAUUUUUGCCUUGUACUCAUAAUUUCCACAAAUCGUGUAUAAUUGAAUGGAUUAAUAAAAAACCUAUAUGUCCUAUUUGUAAAAUUAACAUUAAGAAUUUUUAA